Molecule: messenger RNA, 1776 nt
Organism: Closterium sp. Naga37s-1
Lineage: Eukaryota; Viridiplantae; Streptophyta; Zygnematophyceae; Desmidiales; Closteriaceae
Source: the annotation of a GenBank genome assembly
AUGAAGCUGCGGGAGAUCCUCCUUUGGGCAGCCAUGAAGCUGCGGGAGAUCCUCUCGGUCUUUCCUCUCGUCUCGCGCAACGCUCACGCCUUCCCCUUCUGCUUCCCCCCUCUUCCUGCCCCCCUCCUCCUUUCUCCCCAACCCCCCGCCCCACUCCCCGCAGCGGCGGCGCACUGCCUGGCGGUGGACGCGGACGGGCGCUGCUACUCCUGGGGGCGGAACGAGGUGGGGGGGGAUGCGGGAACGGGGGGAAACGGGGGGAAACGGGGAAAGCGGGGAAACGGGGGGAAACGGGAGGAAACGGGGAAAGCGGGGAAACGGGGGGAAACGGGAGGAAACGGGGAAAGCGGGGAAACGGGGGGAAACGGGAGGAAACGGGGAAAGACGGGAGUGGUGGGGACGGCCUUUUUGGGGGUUAAGGGAGGAGAGUGUGGGAUGUGCGGGCAGCUAGGGCAUGGGCAUCAAACGGAUCUCAAUCAGCCCACCAUCAUCGAAGCCCUCGCAGGCAAGAGAAUAGUGGCCGUGGCAUCGGGGCGCAACCAUUCCCUUGCUGUGGCAGAUGACGGCAGUGCCUGGGCGUGGGGCUCUAACAAGCACGGCCAGCUCGGCACGGGCUCCCUCAAAACAGAGCACGAGAAAAAACCAGUGCUGAGUGCAGUGAAGCGAGUGCGGGCGGUGGCAUGCGGGGGCGAGUUCUCCUGCUGGAUCACGCACCCGGACCCUUCCACCACCACCGCUACCACCCCUCCUUCCAACGAUGCCACCACCACCAAAGCAGCAGCAGCAGCAGGAGGAGGAGGAGCGGGUGGUGCAGCACAACCCUCAAAGCCGCCGUCUCCGCCCAACCUGUUCACAGCCGGCCUGCCGCAGUACGGACAGCUGGGCCACGGCACUGACAACGAGUACAAUGCCAAGGACUCGGCCGUGAAGCUGGUGUACGCCCCUCAGCCCACACCUCGUGCCGUUGCUGCUCUGGCUGGCCGAGAGAUGUGCAAGGUGGCGUGCGGGAUCAACCACACUGUGGCAGUGGACGCCAAGGGCUUUGUGUUCACGUGGGGCUUCGGAGGGUUUGGGCGGUUGGGGCACAAGGAGCAGAAGGACGAGUGGCGGCCGCGCCUGGUGGACGUGUUUCAGCGCCAGAACACCCUGCCCCCUACUGCUGUCGUCGCUGCUGGCGGUGCUUUCUCUGCCUGCACUGCCGGCGGCGGGCAGAUGUACGCAUGGGGCAAGGUGAAGCAGACGGGAGACUGCUGGAUGUACCCCAAGCCGCUGCUGGACCUGAGCGGGUGGCACAUCCGCAGCAUGGCGUGUGGCGCCACCACCUCGUGCGUUGCCGCUGAUUCCUCCACCAUCUCCUGGGGCUUGGCGCAGCACGGGGAGCUGGGCUACGGACCCAACGGCGCCAAAUCGUCAGCCAACCCUAAGAAGAUCGACUCACUCGAAGGCAUCCACUCGGUACAGGUGGCAGGCGGAGUGGGAUUCUUCCUGCACCUGGUAUCCCGCACAGGAGCUCCUGGUGAUAGUGCAGAGCAGCGCAGCAAGGCCGAGAAGCUGCUAGCAGCGCUCCCACUGUUCACCCCCGAGCCUGACACCACCUCACAAAAGCCUGCUGGCAAAGGCAAGGCGGCAGGCACUGGGAGGGCACGGAAAAAGGAGGAGAAAGAAGAGGCUGUGGUGGAAGAGGAGGGAGGGGAUGAGGAGGGAGGGGAGGAGGACGAGGACGAGGAAGUGGAGGAGGUGGAUACACUGCCCUCCCUGAUUCAGCAGCUGCCAUGA